Vanrija pseudolonga is the source of this 1605-nucleotide messenger RNA. Its product is annotated as Autophagy-related protein 22. The transcript has 8 exons. The coding region runs from base 1 to 1605 and encodes 534 amino acids. Lineage: Eukaryota; Fungi; Basidiomycota; Tremellomycetes; Trichosporonales; Trichosporonaceae. The record is from RefSeq and is a predicted model, not a curated record.
AUGUCCAGCCCCGCCCCCGCCACCACCGUAGACGAGAAGGCGGAAACCGCGCAUAUCGACGUCAAGAACGCGCCGACGGUGAAGGAGGACGCGAGCGUCGGCCUCGCCGUCAUCGACCAGCGAGCCGCCAUCCCGACCACGGGCAAACGCAAGCCCACCAGCAAGUGGGAGUAUGUGACCUUUUGCAUGUUCUACUUCUCGAACAACGGCGCCCCGAUCGGUGGUAACGGCGGCGCGCUGCGCCAGGCGCUCAUGAGCCAGCAGUUUCCCGAGGGCAAGAUCCACUGGGGCGGGACGUGGCUCCCGAUCAACUCGUUCCUCCUCAACGUCACGGGCAUCAUGUUCGCCGCGCAGAUGUUCACGCUGCUCACGGUCGCCCCGUACGCCGACUACGGCAACUGGCGCCCGUGGAUCAUGAUCGUCUUCCAGACUAUCCUGUACGGCUGCCAGUUUGGAAUGUGCGGCCUGUCCCGCCCGUCGCAGUGGCAGAUUGCCAACGCGCUCUUCGUGCUCGGCUCGCUGGCCAACAACACCCUCAUCCAGUCCGAGCACGACGUCAAGGCGGGCCUUAAGUCUCCCGAGGAGCACGCCCAGCUCGACGCCUACGAACGCUCAAAGCUGUACAACCUCGCCAAUAUCACCGGCUCGGGCCUCGUCGUCGUCUUCUACGCCAUCGCCGUCGGCAUCUCCGCCGCGGUCGGCUUCGCGACCGACAGCGAGCUCAUCAAGACGUACCGUGUGCUCAUGGGAUACUUUGGCACGCUGACGAUGCUCUGCACGCUGCCUUUCUUCCUGGUUCAGAAGCACCGCCCGGGACAGAAGCUGCCUGCCGGCACGCGCUGGUGGCUUGCCGGCCCGCAGCAGGUGUGGAGCGCGGUCAAGAGCAUCCGCGAGCUCAAGCACUGCCUGCUGUACCUUGUCGCAUACUUUAUGCUCCAGGAGACGUUCGGCACGUACUGGAACAUCCUGUCCAUUCUGCAGAACGAGACGAUCAACUACUCGCCGCUCCUCCUCAACGCUAUGAGCCUGUGCGCCGACCUCGCCGGCGGGAGCGGCACAGUCUUCAUGCUGUGGCUGCAGAAGAAGUACCGCUUCAGCGUCAAGGCCGGUGUGUUCUACGGCGCGUGCAUGACUCUCCCACCCUCCAUCUGGGGAGCGAUCGGAGCGUUUACUGGCAAGAUUGGCUUCCACCGUACCUGGGAGUUCUGGCUCGCCAUGUUCUGGAACUUCCAGACGGCCGCGUGGGGAUCGUACCAGGUCACGAUGAUCAGCGAGGUGGUUCCCGCCCCCAAGGCGUACAUGUUCUUUGCGCUCUUCAACCUCGUCGGCAAGACCUCAGGCUUCAUCGGCCCGUUCAUCUCCUCGGCCAUCAUCAAGCGGGCCAACGGCAACAAUAACAUGUGCUUCUGGUUCCUCCUCGGCAUGGGCAUCAUCGGCAUCAUUGUGCUGUACUUUGUUGACCCGGACCAGGCCAAGAUUGAUGUGGCGAAGUACCUCGAGCGCGAGGCGGCAGAGCUCUACUCGGCCGAGCAGCGUGAGCAGCAGGCGUCCAAGCUGCACGACGAGGAUGAGGAGGAAGAAGACGCUACUGGAAAUAGAGCUUAA